AUGCCCUUCAUCAUUGGCCAAGCCAAGACAACGCUGCCGCCCGUGUGUCGGCGCUACUUGCCGCUGCUCGAACCCGGGUGCCUAUUAUGUACCCGUGGCUCGGGCGCUGCCGCUACCACAACAAGAACGGAAAGGUCGGGUAUCGUACGAUCCACGAAGGCAUCGUCGAGGCCGACACCUCCCAACGUCGCCCGAGGCUGCGCGUCAAAGCACGGUCCGCUGCCAAGCUCCAGCGCUUUCUGGGCGCUGGCGAAGCACGCCACAAGUGGGCUGAGAUUCGCUGGGGACAAGGCUGGACGAUCCGCCACGAGCUCCAAGGUGGUAUCAACAAGGCCUCCACGGUCGCCAAGUCUUGUGGAAUCGUCGCGGACGAGAACGAUAUUGUUGGCGCGCACGGGGACACGAACGUGCUCCACGGUAUCUUGGACCCCGACCGUGAUGGGUACUACGGGCCGCAAGCCCACGAGCUAACGCAAUUUCGGCAGUAUUUUCGCUUUGUCACGAGCAACGUCUCGCACUGGUUUGCAGAGCACUCGACGCCCAACCCGCUAGGCAUUCAGCCCACGGCCACAAUCGUCUACGGCAACAAGUUUACGGCGCACUUGAGUACCGAGUAGUGGCGGUGCAGUGGUCAUUGCUCGUGCAACUGUAUUCACGCAUUUUAAACGCUUUACAUGAACCAAGUUC
This is a messenger RNA of Saprolegnia diclina VS20, 687 nucleotides long. RefSeq lists its product as hypothetical. The transcript has 3 exons. The record is from RefSeq and is a predicted model, not a curated record. The coding region runs from base 87 to 617 and encodes 176 amino acids. NCBI's taxonomy places the organism in Eukaryota, Oomycota, Saprolegniomycetes, Saprolegniales, Saprolegniaceae.